Panthera uncia (snow leopard) is the source of this 570-nucleotide messenger RNA. Its product is annotated as keratin-associated protein 21-1-like. The record is from RefSeq and is a predicted model, not a curated record. The transcript is spliced from 2 exons. Lineage: Eukaryota; Metazoa; Chordata; Mammalia; Carnivora; Felidae. The coding region runs from base 1 to 315 and encodes 104 amino acids.
AUGCCCAUUAGAAAAACCCCAAGCACAACCUCAACAGCCAACACCAUGUGUGGAAGCUACUACGGAAACUCUUAUGGAGGCUGCGGCUAUGGAGGCUGUGGCUAUGGAGGCUGCGGCUAUGGAGGCUGUGGCUAUGGAGGCUGCGGCUAUGGAGGCUGUGGCUACGGAGGCUGCGGAUACGGAGGCUGCGGCUAUAGAAGCUCUGGCUACAAAGGCUGGGGCUACAGAGGCUGUGGCUAUGGAGGCUGUGGCUACAGAGGCCUGGGCUGUGGCUAUGGCUCCUGCUAUGGCUGUGGCUCUGGCUGUGGCUACUAGUAAUGAGGGCACCGUGGGAGACUCUCACCCUCUACACCUGGACGUGGGAUUCACCAAUUCUGAGCCCCACACGUUCUGAGCCUUUCCCUUGGGUGACGAUAUCCUGCAGGAUGAAAGUCUAGUAGGUCUGUUGCUGCCUACAGCCUAACCUACAGAUUCCCUGGAUUUACCUGGUGGAGUGGAAGAUGGUGAAAUUCACCUGUGACCCCACAGUUCCGCCUUCAUCAGGAUGAUGGUGUCACAGCGACUGCCUCG